Messenger RNA from Rotaria socialis, 705 nucleotides. The record is from the annotation of a GenBank genome assembly. Lineage: Eukaryota; Metazoa; Rotifera; Eurotatoria; Philodinida; Philodinidae.
AUGUCAUGGGAAAUGGAAUUAGAUGAAAGUCUUUUAGAAGACUUAUAUAUAUGGAUUGAUAGUCUUCCGUUAUCAAGACCAAAGAAAAGAAUUGAACGAGAUUUUUCUGAUGGUUUAUUAAUUGCUGAAAUCAUUCGUUACUAUUUACCUGAUUUAGUUGAAAUGCAUAAUUAUACACCAGCUAAUUCUUUACAACAAAAAAAAGCUAAUUGGGGAAUAUUAAAUAAGAAAAUUUUAUCAAAUUUUGGUCUCGAUUUACCAGAUGUUAUUAUAAAUGGUCUUUCUAAUGGGAAACCAGGUCUUAUUGAAGUCCUUCUAUUUAAUUUAAGACUUAAAAUCGAUGAAGAAUUAGAAUUACAACAAAAAAUGCAACAGCAACAUCAACAAAAUCCAACAAUAACACCACGUCAAUCAUCUCUUUCACAUAUAACAUCAAAUUCAACAACAACAAGAUCAAUAUCAAAAAUAAAUCAAACAAAUAAAUCAGCUAAAAUAAAUAAUUUACCACAAAAAGAUAUAUCUCGUCUUGAUUAUGAAGAAAUAAAACAACAAUGUUUAAAACAACAAGAAGAUAUUGAAAUUCUUCAUGCGAAAAUUCGUCGUCUUGAACAUGUUCUUCAAUUAAAAGAUAUUAGAAUAAGUGAAUUAUCAAGAGCUGUUGAAGAUAGUCGACCCACAAGACCCACUGCUAUUAAAAAAAAAUAA